GCGCCUGAUGUAUCCGGCGGCUCCCAAGUCGUCUCAAUGGUAUGACUUGGCUUCCUCCCUCUUGGCUGCUACGCGGCGAAUAUCACACUCGGUAGUCUUUAUGACCGCAGCAAGGCUCUCACCUCAGAUCACUUCAGCUUGAACGAGACACUCUCUACCAUCUCUCUUAUUGUCAUUUAAAAGUGUGCGUUGACCGCCACAUCAUUGCACUAUAUACUCAUUGCCUACCAACGUUCAUUAAAUAUAUUUUACUCCCGUUUUGCGUAUCUUCUCGUAACAUCUUACCACACUCGUUGCUCUAAUUCUCACCUAAUUCUCCAAACCACCUCCUCUCGCCAACAUGUUGUACUCUACUUUUGCCGGUACUCUCUUCUUUGCUGCGUCCGCGUAUGGCAGUUGUCUACAUGCGACUUCUCAUCUUCAUCGUCGUGUCGAGGAGGGAAAAGUGAAGGUCAGCACGUUCGGAUACACGGAUAUGCAAGGGCCCCUUAACUGGGCAGGAUUAGCAGAGGAGAAUGAAGCAUGUGCUACCAGCAAGGUCCAGUCUCCAAUUAACAUUGACGACACCAUUGACGUGGCUGCUGAGGCCCCAAAAAUCACCAUUGCUAGUGUGAACUCUGCGGAGUUCGAGAACCUGGGUACGACUGUUGAGACCAUCGUCAACGGCACCACAACUUUCAACGGGACCGACUUCGCUCUUAAACAGUUCCAUUUUCAUACUCCCUCUGAACACCGCAUCAACGAAGAGUACUUUCCGUUGGAAAUGCAUAUGGUUCACGAAGCCGCAGACGGUUCAGGAAACAUCGCUGUGCUGGCUGUGCUGUUCCAACUCUCCGCCGACGGUUCGACAACCGACCUUCUUACCAGCGUCACCAAGAAUCUCGAGGAGAUCAAGACUCCAGGGACCAUAACAGAGACCGGGUCCCUAGAUUUCACUGCAUUGAUUGAACACCUCGAGACUACGCCACUCCGCCAGUACACCGGCUCACUCACCACUCCCCCUUGCGCUGAAGGUCUCACAUUCCUAGUCACCCAAGAGCCACUUGCGCUCGACGUGGCAACCUUUAACGCUGUCAAGUCAGUCGUGAAAUUUAAUUCCCGUUUCUCUCAAGGCGCAUUGGGCACUGAGAACCUUCUUGUGGUAGCUACUGCGAACGAGAAGAAUAUCGCGGCACGCAAACAGGCUGGGGGCGGCGGGGAGAAGGCUACAGAGCCUAACCCCACAGAAGAAGCCGCGCCGACUAAAACAGGCCCUACGACCAUCCUCAUCACGGAGGUGGCUAUUGGAAUGCUCAGCGUCCCUACUAGUGUCCUUGCCGUGGCUGUGAACGUAUAAGUUCAGAAAGAGAGGAUGCGAACUAACAGAUGUGGAGGUAUAGAUUGUGUUGCGUAUAAGCCUGUAUAUGGGUACCAUGUAUUAGAAAUUCUGUGUUCCUUUUCCUUUUCCUUUUCCGGCAUUCAGGCAUGCAUGUAGCGAGAGAGACCCCUAGACUGCGUCACUUCCAAAAUAUCAUAUCAGCAAUCUCA
Mytilinidion resinicola is the source of this 1527-nucleotide messenger RNA. RefSeq names its product carbonic anhydrase. The transcript is spliced from 3 exons. The coding region runs from base 341 to 1336 and encodes 331 amino acids. Gene Ontology annotation, molecular function: zinc ion binding; carbonate dehydratase activity. NCBI's taxonomy places the organism in Eukaryota, Fungi, Ascomycota, Dothideomycetes, Mytilinidiales, Mytilinidiaceae. The record is from RefSeq and is a predicted model, not a curated record.